GAUGAUGAGUGCGGUCUCUUCGCCCCGCCGGGCUGCGUGGAUGAUGAUGAUGAUGAUGAUGAUGAUGAUGAGGACGGGCAGACGCCGGAGGACGAGGAUGAGGAGGAUGAUGAUGAUGAUGAUGAGGAGGGCUCGGGGCUGAUCCCGGCGGCGCUGCUCCCGUUCCGCGGCAGCCUCCUCUUCCAGGCCGAGGCCGUGGAGAUCUCGCCCCGGGGCCCCGCCGAGGAGGAGGAGGAGGAGGAUGAAGGCAGCACCUCGGCGUCCUUCCUGCGCUCGCUGUCCGAGAGCUCCAUCCCCGAGGGGGGGGACGAGGCCUUCGCCUUCCGCGACGACACCGACGCCUCCUCGGACUCGGCCGCCUACGACGGGGACGAGGACGAGCGGCUGUACGGCACGGAGCGGCACGCGGGGACACCCCCGGGGACACCCCCGGGGACACCCCCGGCCCCCCCCGGCCCCGCCGGCGUCGAGCUCCACCUCCGUGCGGGGUCCCCGUGUCACCCCGAGGCGGCUCCCGGCUCCCCGGGGACACCCGUGUCCCCCCCCGGAGGGGACGCGGCGCUGGACGGCCACGCCUUUGUCCCCGUCGCGGGGCCGUGGCCCCCGCCAGAGCCCCCCGAGGAGGCGGCGGCCGCGGAAGGUUCUGGAGCCGCGCUCUGUGCCGGGGACCCCCGGAGCCACCGGCGGGGAGGGACGGCCGGGGAGCCCCAGCACGGCCCUGGGGGUGACAGCGAUGGUGACAUCGGCCCGGAGCUCAGCGCUGAUGGCCACAGCGAGCCGGACUCUGCAGCCACCGGCGUGGGGACAUCAGGGACACCGACCCUCCUGGGGCACACCGACACUGCGGCCAGUGAUGGGGUGACACCUGUGACACCCAGUAUAGUGGAUGCUGACCUGGUGACACCUGUGACACCCAGUGUGACGGACACAGACCUGGUGACACCUGUGACACCUGGCGUGAUGGACACAGACCUGGUGACACUUGUGACACCCAGUAUAGUGGAUGCUGACCUGGUGACACCUGUGACACCUGGUAUGAUGGACACUGAGCUGGUGACACCUGUGACACCUGGCCUGGUGGGCACCGACCAGGUGACACCCAGCGUGAUGGACUCAGUGGACACAGACCUGGUGACACCUGUGACACCUGGUAUGAUGGAUGCUGAGCUGGUGACACCUGUGACACCCGGCGUGAUGGACACAGACCUGGUGACACCUGUGACACCUGGUAUGAUGGACACUGAGCUGGUGACACCUGUGACACCCAGUAUAGUGGAUGCAGACCUGGUGACACCUGUGACACCCGGCGUGAUGGACACAGACCUGGUGACACCUGUGACACCUGGCCUGGUGGGCACCGACCAGGUGACACCCAGCGUGAUGGACUCAGUAGACCCUGGCCUGGUGACACCAGUGACACCAACCCCACCGGACGAGAUGGACGCUGCAGCCACCAGCCCGGUGACACCCAGCCCGCCUGAUGAGCCGGACACCGUGGCCACUGAUGUGGUGACACCGGGGACACCGACCCCACUGGAUGAACCGGACACUGACCUGGUGACACCAGGGACACCGACCCCACUGGAUGAGCUGGACACUGCAGAUGCUGAGCUGGUGGCACCAGUGACAGCCAGUGUGAGGGACACUGAUGUGGUAACAGCCAGUGUGAUGGACAGUGACAUGGGGACACGGACCCCACUGGAUGAGCUGGACACUGACCUGGUGACACCAGGGACACCGACCCCACUGGAUGAGCUGGACACUGUGGAUGCUGAGCUGGUGGCACCAGUGACAGCCAGCGUGAUGGACAGUGACGUGGUGACACCGGGGACACCGACCCCACUGGAUGAGCUGGACACUGCAGAUGCUGAGCUGGAGACACCAGUGACACCGAGUACGAUGGACACUGAUGAGGUGACACCCAGCGCGAUGGACAGCGACGUGGUGACACCGGGGACACCGACCCCACUGGAUGAACCGAACGCUGCGGAUGCUGAGCUGGUGACACCGGUGACACCCAGCGUGAGGGACACUGACGAGGUGACACCCAGCGUGAGGGACACUGACGAGGUGACACCCAGCGUGAGGGACAGUGACGUGGUGACACCCAGCGCGACGGACAGUGACGUGGUGACACCCAGCGCGAUGGACAGUGACGAGGUGACACCCAGCACGAUGGACAGUGACGUGGUGACACCCAGCGCGAUGGACAGUGACAUGGUGACACCCAGCGCAAUGGACAGUGACGUGGUGACACCCAGUGCGAUGGACAGCGCAGCCACCGCCCUGGUGGCACCCAGCCCGUCAGAUGCUGCAGCCACUGAUGUAGUGACAUCGGUGGCACCCAGCCCACCAGAUGAGCCUGCCACUGGAGCCACCGGCCUGGUGACACCCAGCCCACCACCUGAGCUGGGUAUCAUGGCCACUGACCUGGUGACACCAACCCCACUGGUGACACCCAGCUCCCCAGAUGAGCCUGACCCUGGGGCCACCAGCCUGGUGACACCGGUGGCAUCAAGCCUGCUGGACAAGAUGGAAGUUGCGGACACUGUCCUGGUGGCACCAGUGACGUCCACCCUGAAGGAUGCUGUGGCCGUUGACUUGGUGACAUCAGUGACAUCCACCCUGAUGGCCACUGCAGCCACCGACCUGGUGACAUCGGUGACACCUGCCCUGAUGGCCACCACGGACACCAGACCGGUGACAUCGGUGACACCUGCCCUGAUGGAUAGCUCAGACGCCAGACCGGUGACAUCGGUGACACCUGCCCUGAUGGCCACCACGGACGCCAGACCGGUGACAUCGGUGACACCUGCCCUGAUGGAUAGCUCAGACGCCAGACCGGUGACAUCGGUGACACCUGCCCUGAUGGAUAGCUCAGACGCCAGACCGGUGACAUCGGUGACACCUGCCCUGAUGGCCACCACAGACACCAGACCGGUGACAUCGGUGACACCUGCCCUGAUGGCCACCACAGACACCAGACUGGUGACAUCGGUGACACCUGCCCUGAUGGCCACCACGGACGCCAGACCGGUGACAUCGGUGACCCCAGCCCCCCGGGAUGAGACGCCCGCCGUGACCGCUGCUGCGGUGGCCCCGGCCGCUGUCCCUGUCCCGUGUCCCCGGGCCGUGUCCCCCGUGGCGCUGGCAGCCGGGGUGGCCGUCCCCCCGUGUCCCCCGGUGCCGUCACGGCCCCCCGGGGGUGUCCCUGCCCGGCGGGGGGACGCUGCCACCGCCUGGGCCGAGGAUUUGUCCCCGGAGCCGCGCGUUGUCGCCGGCCCCGAGGGCAGCGCCGCGGAGCCCGAGGAGGAGGAGGAGGGAGGAGAGGAAGAGGAGGAAGAGGAUGAGGACGCGGCCCCCGCGCCCCCCUCGCCGCGGUUCACGGCCUCGGAGCGGGAGGUGUUUGUGGGGACCCCCCCGGCCCCCCCCGGGCCGCUCCCACCACCCGGUGCCUUUUCGGGGCGCGGGCGGCGGGAGGAAGAGGAGGCCGUGGCGGGGGGCGCGCCCGGCCCCCUCCCCACCGCGGGGGCUCCCCCUGAGCCCCCCCGCCCCGCGCCCCCCGAACUCCGCCAAGUGCCUCCUCCCGCCCCGAGCCCCCCCAGCCUGGAGCCCCCCCCGGAGCCGCCCCUGUCCCGGAAACACCUGGAAGCCCCCCAGCCCCCCCCGCAGAAGGAGCCGGAGCCCCGGGGCCGGGCAGGGGCUGGGGGGGGCCGGGCGCCCCCCCGGGGGUCUCUGCAGUCCGAGUCGAGCUCGUCCAGCGAGGCCGAGGCCCCCCGAGCCCCCCCGGCCCCCCAGCGCUGCCAGCCCAACCACCGAGGGUCCGGGAACGAGUCCGAGAGCAACGACGAGUCCAUCCCGGAGCUGGAGGAGCCCGAGGGCUCAGAGCUGCCCCCCGCCCAGCCCCAGGUGCCCCACGGCCUCGGGCCCGGAGAGGAGCCGCUGAGCAAAGCCAAGCAGAGCCGCAGCGAGAAGAAGGCCCGCAAGGCCAUGUCCAAGCUGGGGCUGCGGCAGAUCCACGGCGUCACCCGCAUCACCAUCCGCAAAUCCAAGAACAUCCUCUUCGUCAUCUCCAAACCCGACGUCUUCAAGAGCCCCGCCUCCGACAUCUACAUCGUGUUCGGCGAGGCCAAGAUCGAGGACCUGUCGCAGCAGGUGCACAAGGCGGCGGCCGAGAAGUUCAAGGUGCCGCUGGAGCACUCGGCGCUGGUGACGGAUGCUGCCCCUGCCCUGGCCAUCAAGGAGGAGAGCGAGGAGGAGGAGGAGGUGGACGAGACCGGGCUGGAGGUGCGGGACAUCGAGCUGGUGAUGGCCCAGGCCAACGUGUCGCGGCCCAAGGCCGUGCGGGCGCUGCGGCACAACAACAACGACAUCGUCAACGCCAUCAUGGAGCUGACCAUGUAGCAGCCGGGGGUGUCCUGGCCCCCCCGUAUCGAUGCACAGAGCCCCCCCAGAUCCUUCCUCCUGCCCCUCAUCCUGCCCCCGGCCCCCUGGACUGCUCAAUAAAGGCCUCCUGCACCCCUUG
Messenger RNA from Hirundo rustica (Barn swallow), 4525 nucleotides. It is a transcript of the gene NACAD, whose product is annotated as NAC alpha domain containing. The annotation marks the transcript as partial. The record is from RefSeq and is a predicted model, not a curated record. NCBI's taxonomy places the organism in Eukaryota, Metazoa, Chordata, Aves, Passeriformes, Hirundinidae. The transcript has 9 exons. Gene Ontology annotation, biological process: protein targeting to membrane. Gene Ontology annotation, cellular component: cytoplasm; nascent polypeptide-associated complex.